This is a messenger RNA of Mollisia scopiformis, 1184 nucleotides long. RefSeq lists its product as uncharacterized. Bases 126 to 833 code for a protein of 235 amino acids. Gene Ontology annotation, molecular function: zinc ion binding; nucleic acid binding. The transcript has 2 exons. The record is from RefSeq and is a predicted model, not a curated record. Gene Ontology annotation, biological process: mRNA splicing, via spliceosome. Lineage: Eukaryota; Fungi; Ascomycota; Leotiomycetes; Helotiales; Mollisiaceae. Gene Ontology annotation, cellular component: U4/U6 x U5 tri-snRNP complex; spliceosomal complex.
CUCUAAAAUAUCAACAGCAUUUCAGACAAUCGAAAGGACAUUCUAUCUUCCCGUCGCCACCACAUCCCUUUCAAAGUCAAGCCUUCCGACCUCCUGCGCAAUACUUCGCGAAUACCUCAGCAACCAUGGCCUCCAAGAAAGGAGCUUACGAGAACACGGCGUCGGACACCGAUUUCCGCAAGAAAUACGACCGCGCCGAAUACGCCCAAAAAGCCAAAGACCGCGAAGCCAAAGAGAAAGAAGAAUCGAAGCUCCGCUACGAAGCCAAGCUCGCAGGAAAGAAAUACUACGCUCCUCUUACUGGCGAGGAAACUCUCACACAAGCCCGAGCUUCACGAUUAGACGUCUCUCAGAAUGUAGGAAAGGUGAUGCUCAUGCCUGCGGGCGCUGCGACGGGCAAGAAAGGCAGAGGUGCAGGAUUCUAUUGCGAGGCUUGUGAUUUGACCUUUAAGGAUAACUUACAAUGGGUCGAGCAUGAGAAUAGUAUGCAGCAUCUGCGGGCGAUUGGGCAGACGGGAGAGGUUAAGAAAGCGAGUGCUGAGGACGUUAGGGAGAGGAUAGAGAGAAUUUGGGAGAGAAUGCAGGAGGAGAAGAAAGAUGAUGUCAAGACGUUAGGAGAGAGGUUGGAGAUCAGGAAGGAAGAAGAGGAGAAGGAUAGAGAGGAGCGGAGGAGAAAGAGAAAGGAAUUAGUGGAGAGGCAGAGGGCGGAGAAGGAGAAAGAAGUCAAAAUUAAGAAAGAAUAUGGCGAGGAUGUUAGAGUUGAGGGAGAACAUGAUGAGGAUGACAUGAUGGCAAGCAUGGGAAUUACUGGAUUUGGGUCAUCGAAGAAGUAAAUCCUGCAUUUGGACUGGACUAUCUAUCAACUUCUCCUGGCACAAUUUGGAGUCUCUACCUAGGGGGCACAGUGCACUUGGAGGGCCUCGGAAGUAGUCGCCAGCUUCGAUAAUACCUUCCGAGUCGCAGAAGAAGAUCCUGUGGGGUUCAGUUCUUGGCGUUGCCUGAGCUUGAGAUUCUUACAGCAGAAUGCUCGAAGACUUGAAAAAUGCGGUAUCUGUUCCUCGAUAUCUUACAUCCAAGACGUCUCUCCUCUGGGUAGGAUGUGGUGCUCUAGCAUCAUUACUUUUCGAGCCCUGCUCAUCUCCUACAGAAUAACAGCAGUUGAAUCUUGGUCUUUCAAUCAACUU